Lecanosticta acicola is the source of this 1809-nucleotide messenger RNA. The record is from the annotation of a GenBank genome assembly. Lineage: Eukaryota; Fungi; Ascomycota; Dothideomycetes; Mycosphaerellales; Mycosphaerellaceae.
AUGGCUUCCCUGGCAUCAUGGCUGCUCCUCGGAGCUGCCGUCCCUUACGCCAUGGCUGCUGGACAGGCGCCGUCGCAGGCCGAGAUUGACGCGGCGAACACGAACCAAAAAAUGAUAAAAUACAUUGGCUGGACAUGGGGAAUGAUCAUUGCCAUAGUGCUUGUGUAUCGCUGGACAUUGUACGGCCUGCAGCACGUUCGACGACUUGCCAACUUGAACCACGGAUCAUCGAGCGACGGCAGACAGCGAUACUUUGCCAUUCCCAACGAGAGAUGGGCUCAAUUCAAGCGCCACUGGCUAUCUGCACCUCUCUUGAGACGCCGUCACAACCGCGAGUUCAAGCUCUCAGCUGCGAUGAAUGUCGGUACCCUCCCAGGUCGCAUGCAGACUUUCUUUCUCGUCGGCUAUCUUGCUCUCAACGUUGUCUUCACCGUCUGGAAGAUCGACUGGACCAGCCACAAGUUCUACUCUAUCGGCCUCCACCGCACCGGUAUCCUCGCAACCCUGAACAUGGUACCUCUUUUCCUGCUUGCCGGGCGGAACAAUCCACUUGUCUGGCUGCUGGGCAUCAGCUUCAACGACUUCAACAUGAUCCAUCGCUGGAUUGGUCGUAUUGUUGUCUUCGAAGCCGUCGCUCACGCCGCCUUCUGGUUUUGCGGCAAGGUCAUCUCUUUGGGACCGAAGAAGGGCUAUAUGAUGAUCGCCAUUGCCAUGAAGAGCAGCACAAUGAUCCUCACUGGAACGAUUGGAUUUGCUGCAUUCUGCAUGAUUCUCCUGCAAUCGCCCUCCAUUGUUCGCCAUGCCUUCUAUGAGACCUUCCUUCACCUCCACAUCGCCCUGGCGGCUACUGCUGUGGCUGCAGUGUGGAUUCAUCUAAACGAAAUCCCCACCGCUCAGCUCCUGCUGGCUGGCGCCAUCGUCUGCUGGGUAUUUGAGCGUGCGACUCGCCUCUGGCUCAUCGUCCGCAAGAACUUCGGUCGACGCGGAUGCACCAAAGCAGAGAUUGAAGCUCUGCCCGGCGAUGCUGUCCGGGUCACUCUACGUACGGCUAGACCUUGGAAAUUCAGGCCUGGCCAACACGUCUAUCUCUACAUCCCACACAUUGGCAUGUGGACCAGUCACCCGUUCUCCCUUGCCUGGAGUGAGGAUGGCAAGGACUUGGCCAACGAGAAGACCCUCCCUAUGUCUCGGCAGGAUAUCACCGCAGCCAAGGCGACAUCAAUGUCACUAAUCAUCCGUCGCCGCACUGGAUUCACCGACGCUCUCUACAGGAAGGCGGAGCAGUGCACUGCCGGACCGCUCAUCACCACCGCAUACGUCGAGGGCCCGUAUGGACAUGAGAGUUUCCAAUCCUACGGCACCGUCAUGCUCUUCGCGGCUGGCGUGGGUAUCUCUCACCAAGUACCUCACGUGCGCGAUCUUGUAGCAUCGUACGCCAACGGCACCAGCGCAACCCGCAAGGUUGUCCUCGUCUGGAUCAUCCAAUCUCCGGAGCACCUGGAAUGGAUCCGUCCCUGGAUGACCCAAAUCCUUGGCAUGGAGAAGCGCCGCGACAUUCUCAAGAUCCUUCUUUUCGUAACGCGACCACGAAGUACCAAGGAAAUCCACUCUCCUAGCGCGAGCGUUCAGAUGUUCCCCGGAAAGCCGGAUGUUGGUGCCUUGAUCGCCAAGGAACAAGAGAAGCAAGUCGGCGCUAUGGCUAUCAGCGUCUGCGGCACGGGUAGCCUGAGCGACGAUGUGCGGCGGGGCAUGCGUGAUCGCUGCGAGGACACAGAGAUCGAUUUCUUCGAGGAGGCUUUCUCGUGGUAG